This is a messenger RNA of Fusarium keratoplasticum, 600 nucleotides long. RefSeq lists its product as uncharacterized. NCBI's taxonomy places the organism in Eukaryota, Fungi, Ascomycota, Sordariomycetes, Hypocreales, Nectriaceae. The coding region runs from base 1 to 600 and encodes 199 amino acids. The transcript has 3 exons. The record is from RefSeq and is a predicted model, not a curated record.
AUGCCUAGUUGGCGAGACCAAUAUCUCUCAUCUUUAAAAGAUGCAGAGCUCAGCAACCCCGUCAACAUGGAGCUCGUCCAGACCUGCUCGCAGAUGGCGGACCGGAUAUCCGCGCUGGAGGCUGAAAAGACGGGACUAGAGUCGCUCAUCUCCAGCAGCGGCAAACCCACCAAGCAACAACCCAUCGAACCCUCGAGCAACGAUCCCGGCGUUGCCCAGUUAAAGCAAGACCUCGCCGAAGCCCUGCGGUCCAAGGGCGUUACCGAAUCUCGACUACGAACCGCCGAAGAAGAGCUCACGAAAUUGCGCUCAAAAACAAAAUCCGAUUCGAGAUCGAUCCGAGACUUGACGGCCGACAAGACCCAUCUCACAACCAGACUUAAGGAUAGGGAGUACGAGUUGCGGGAGAAGCGCAAGUUGAUCGAGCAAGUCCAAGACGAGAUGAUAGCGCUCAACCUUCAGAUGUCCAUGGCCGAGAAGGAACGGGACAAGGUCAAGAAGGAAAACAAGGAGCUCGUCGACCGGUGGAUGAAGAGGAUAGCCCAGGAAGCCGAUGCUAUGAACCUCGCCAACGAGCCCAUCUUCGAAAAAGAACGAUAG